Molecule: messenger RNA, 1308 nt
Organism: Rotaria sordida
Lineage: Eukaryota; Metazoa; Rotifera; Eurotatoria; Philodinida; Philodinidae
Source: the annotation of a GenBank genome assembly
AUGCCGGAUUAUCUAGGUGAAGAUCAACGAAAAACUAAACAAAAAGAUGAUAAAGAUGAAGAUAAACCUAUCAAAGCACUUGAUGAAGCAGAAAUUGCACUUCUGAAGUCUUAUGGAGCUGGUCCAUAUGAUAAAGCCAUAAAACAAACAGAAGAAGAUGUACAAACAAUAUUAAAACAAGUAAAUGAAUUAGCUGGUAUUAAAGAAUCCGAUACUGGUCUUGCACCACCUGCACUAUGGGAUUUAGCUGCUGAUAAACAAGCACUUCAAAGUGAACAACCAUUACAAGUAGCACGUUGUACAAAAAUCAUCAAUGAAGGAAGUGAUGAUGCUAAAUAUAUAAUUAAUGUAAAACAAUUUGCUAAAUUUGUUGUCGAUCUUGCUGAUACUGUUUCACCAACAGAUAUUGAAGAAGGAAUGCGUGUUGGAGUUGAUCGAAAUAAAUAUCAAAUACAUUUACCAUUACCACCAAAAAUUGAUCCAUCAGUUACAAUGAUGCAAGUAGAAGAAAAACCUGAUGUUACAUAUAGUGAUGUUGGUGGAUGUAAAGAACAAAUUGAAAAACUUCGUGAAGUUGUUGAACUUCCACUUUUACAUCCGGAAAAAUUUGUUAAUUUGGGUAUUGAACCACCUAAAGGUGUUCUAUUAUAUGGACCACCGGGUACGGGUAAAACAUUAUGUGCAAGAGCUGUUGCUAAUAGAACUGAUGCUUGUUUUAUUCGUGUUAUUGGUUCUGAACUUGUUCAAAAAUAUGUUGGCGAGGGUGCACGCAUGGUUCGUGAAUUAUUUGAAAUGGCGCGUGGUAAAAAAGCUUGUAUAAUUUUUUUUGAUGAAGUUGAUGCUAUUGGUGGAGCACGUUUUGAUGAUGGUGCUGGUGGUGAUAAUGAAGUACAACGUACAAUGCUUGAAUUAAUUAAUCAAUUAGAUGGUUUUGAUCCACGAGGAAAUAUUAAAGUACUAAUGGCAACAAAUCGACCUGAUACACUUGAUCCAGCACUUGUUCGUCCUGGUCGACUUGAUCGAAAAGUUGAAUUUAAUCUACCAGAUUUAGAAGGUCGAACACAUAUAUUUAAAAUUCAUACGAAAUCAAUGAGUGUAGAAAAAGAUAUUCGUUAUGAAUUAUUAGCUCGAUUAUGUCCAAAUAGUACCGGUGCUGAAUUACGUAGUGUUUGUACAGAAGCUGGAAUGUUUGCUAUUCGUGCACGACGAAAAAUAGCAACUGAAAAAGAUUUUAUUGAAGCUAUUAAUAAGGUUAUCAAAGCUUAUGCAAAAUUUAGUUCAACACCACGUUAUAUGACAUAUAAUUAA